Messenger RNA from Stylophora pistillata, 465 nucleotides. RefSeq names its product probable DNA polymerase. Lineage: Eukaryota; Metazoa; Cnidaria; Anthozoa; Scleractinia; Pocilloporidae. The record is from RefSeq and is a predicted model, not a curated record.
AUGGUGAAAGAAAAGCGUCGCUUUGAAUUUAUCAUCCCUAACGGCACUAAGAAUCUCUGCAUGCAAAUGGGCAAGAUCGUCUACAAGGACAGCAUGCGUUUCCUCCCCAUGGCCUUAUCUGCUUUCUCGAGUACCUAUGGCAUCCCCGAGCACAAGAAAGGAUUCUUUCCCCAUAAAUUCAAUACCCCCGAGAAUCAGAAUUACGUCGGACCACUCCCUGCAGCGAAAUAUUAUGACCCCGCGGAAAUGUCAGAAAAAAAGAAGAUUGAAUUUGAAACCUGGUACAUGGAAGAACAAAGUAAGAACCUCACAUUUGACCUGAAGAAAGAAUUGGUAGCGUACUGCCGCUCCGACGUGAAAUUGCUGAAAGCUGGCUGCCUCAAGUUCACAGAUGAGUUUAAGACCAUAGCUAAAUUCGACCCCAUGGAGAAAUGUGUGACGAUCGCCCAAGCCUGCAACAGGUAA